AUGCAGGGUGGGAGGGAGACCCCACCAAGGCCGCUAUUCGACCUGGAGCCCAUUCUGCAGCAGCUCAGCUUAGACGAGCUGGAGAUGUUCAAGGAGCUGCUGUGGGACAUGACGCCCUUCGAGGAGCUGUUGGAGGAGCUGCCUCAGUCCGAGGUGAACAGGGCCAACGGGCUGCAGCUGGCGCGCCUCCUGGCCAGACACAGCAACAGCACAUGGGUGGAGCUCCUGACCCUCCACCUGCUGUGCAGGGUCGGCCGCAGGGACCUGUACAACAUGGCCUGGGAGAAGGCCACCGGUGGUGGCAUUUGGCUGGCUGCCCUGCUCUGCAUCGACCUGUCAGGUAGAUGGGGCCGGGACUGGAAGGACACUGUGGCCCAGAGCUUCCCAGAACCUCGGUUCUCCAACCUGGCCCGGGUGGUUGUGGAAGGGGCAGGUGCCUCCCAGGUGAGCCUGCAAGCUGGCGGAUUGAGUAGGAGUCGGGAGCAAAGAGUGAGGGAGGAACCUGACCAUGUGGAUGAAUUCCUGCGGCGUCUGGAGAGUGGGGAGGAGCUCGAAGUGCAAGAGGAGGAGGAAGAUGAGAAGAAUCUGGUUCAAGAAGAGAUACAGACUGAAUCAGGCACGUGGCUUGAGUACAGAGACACCCUGAGCAAGCAGCUGGAGGCGAGCUGGAAGAGCAACUUCUGGCCUGCAGAUCUGCAGGUGGGGGAGCAGAUGCAGGAGGCCAUCCGCCAGCACAUGGCCCUGCUGCCCUUCUACAGGGACGGCCAGCCGUGGCAGUCCUUCUCCUGCCACUCCACGCUGGUGCUGAGUGGCCCGGCCGGCGUGGGGAAGACCACGGCGGCCAAGCAGCUGGUCCUGGACUGGCUGUCGGGCCGGCUGCCUGGCUCCUGGUCCACAGUCUUCUACCUCAGCUGCCCGGAACUCAACCACUGUGGCCCCAGCUCGCUGGCCGACCUGCUGAGCCGGGGCCGUGCCGACCUGCGGGCCGCCAUGCCUGAGCUGCUGGCGCGGCCGGAGCGGGUGCUGCUGGUGGUGGACGGGCUGGACCAGCUGCAGGCAGUCGAGGGCGCCUUCAUGAGCGGCCUGUGCCGGGACUGGGCGGAGGUGCAGCCGCUGCCCGUGGUGCUGGGCAGCCUGCUGAGCAAGGUCCUGCUGUCCCAGGCCACCGUGCUGGUGACCAUGCGGACGCCCAGCCGCCAGGACGUGAGGCUGCUGCUGCGGGAGGCCGAGGUGCUGCAGCUGCGGGGCCUCCGGGAGCAGGACCAGCGCUGGCUCUUCCUCCAGCACCUGGGGCUCGAGGAGGAGAAGCCGGGGGCGCUGUGGGCGCUGAAGUCGCUGCAGGACCACCUGGCGGUGCAGGAGCUGGUGCGGGCCCCGGCCAUGUGCUGGGCGGCCGCCGCCUGCCUGCGCCCGCAGGUGGAGCAAGAUCAGAACGUGGACCCCAUGUGCACCACCGCCACCCGCCUGGUGCUCGGCUUCUUCAGAUGCCGCUUCCGCCCACACCCCAGGCUGCGCGUCCCGCUGGCCUCCGUCUGCCUGCUGGCCGCCCACUGCGUGUGGAUGCGCAGGUCGGUGUUCUCGGGCCCGGACCUGCAGCAGCUGGGCGUGAUGGAGCAGCACUUGUACCCCUUCCUGGAGGCCAAGGUGCUGCGGCAGCACGACGACUGGGGCCGCUGCUACAGCUUCCUGCACCUGGCCGUGCAGCAGCUCCUGGCCGCUGCCUUCUACGUGCUGGAGUACAAGCAGCAGGGCGCCAUCCAGGACAUGGCCAGUGUCUUCUCGCCCCAGGAGAGGAUGCUCAACCCCUACCUGGCCCGGGUGGGCGACUUCCUCUUCGGCUUCACCCACUCGGAGAACACGUGGCAGCUGGAGGCGGCGUUCCAAGUCCACAGGGCGCAGAGCUUCAGGUACCAGCUGCUGAGACAUGUCAUGCAGCUGGAAUACGAGCAGCUCCCGGCCCGGUUCACCCGCGAGCAGCACCCGACCCGGUUCACCCGCGAGCUGCUGCGGGGCCUGUACGAGACGCAGGAUGCACAGCUGCUGAGGGAGCUGGGGCCCCGCUUCAGCAAGCUGGCCCUGGAGCUCGGCAGCAAGCAGGAGGUCAUGCACGCCGGCUUCUGCCUCAGGUGCCUCAGGGACCUACAGAGCCUCCGGCUGCAGGUGCACAGCAACGUCUUCCACCAGGUGCCCGAGGACGACGCGGACGACGAGGACAAGCUGCAGCUAUACCUUGAGCAGACAGGCCCCGCGGAGGACACGUUACAGGACAACGGCUUGGUGAUCCCCUCCUGGACCGACCUCUGUUCCGUGUUGGAGACCAACUGGAAACUCACGGAUCUGAAGAUCAGCUUCAGCCACCUCAGCGCCGCCUCCGUGAGAGUCCUUUGUGACAAAAUGGCCUUGCCCUCCUGCCAGCUGCAGAAACUGGUCAUCAGCAGCGUCUCUCCCGAGGCUGCUUACCGAGAGUUCUGCGCCGCCCUGUGCGGGCACAAGACGCUCAUGCACCUGACCCUCAAGGAGCACAAGCAGGAGGACCUGCUGCCACUGCUGUGUGAGCUGCUGCAACACUCUGGCUGUAAGCUGCAGUCCCUCAGGUUGAAGUCAUGUGCGGGCACCAGCCAGCAGUGGGUCAGCCUCGCCGCCUCUGUGGAUCACAGCUCCCUCGUGUGUCUCAACAUCGUCAACGGCAAAGUCCUGGAUAAGGGCGCCCUGCGCCUGUGCAGGACCCUGGCUCAGCCCACCUGCAUGCUGCAGAGGGUGGCGCUGGAGAAGUGCCACCUCACGGAAGCCUGCUGCAAAGGGCUGUCCUACAUUCUGAGGGACAGCAAGAGGCUGACGCAUCUGAGCCUGGCCCAGAAUGCGCUGGGGGACCAGGGGCUGAAACUCCUGUGUGAAGGUCUCAACUCCCUCACUUGUGCGCUGCAGACCCUGGUGCUCUGGGGUUGUAGCAUCAGCAGCACCGGCUGCAGGGAGCUAGCAAUGGCUGUCACCCAGUAUUCCAAGCUCCAGCAUUUGGACCUGGGCAUGAACCCCAUCGGCUCAUCUGGACUGAAGUUCCUGUGCGACUCUCUGACGAAGCCCCUGUGCGUCCUGAAAACCCUGUGGUCCCUGGUGCCUGCCAGCAUAGAAAGCAACAUUGACUUGGCAUUGGCAUUGAAGGGACCCUUGGGUUUUGUCCGACCUGCAGGCUGA
Messenger RNA from Erinaceus europaeus (western European hedgehog), 3192 nucleotides. RefSeq names its product NACHT, LRR and PYD domains-containing protein 2-like. The coding region runs from base 1 to 3192 and encodes 1063 amino acids. Gene Ontology annotation, cellular component: cytoplasm. The record is from RefSeq and is a predicted model, not a curated record. Gene Ontology annotation, molecular function: protein binding; ATP hydrolysis activity. The transcript is spliced from 10 exons. Gene Ontology annotation, biological process: regulation of inflammatory response. Lineage: Eukaryota; Metazoa; Chordata; Mammalia; Eulipotyphla; Erinaceidae.